AAGUAAAACACGAAGCUCCUUCCUUUGCUGACCCCACUACGUGGCAAGUCGUAAAAGCUAAAAUAAGGAAAAAUCCUAUCCGAUUCCAAUCCUAUCUGCUUCACAAACAUCAUUCAGAAGUCGUUUCUCUGUCUAUCCAUCUAGAGAAGGAAAAGCUAUGGCUUGUGCUACAAGGCCACUCCUCCACUCCACCACCCAUGUCAAUUAUCAACUGCGAGUCUCUUCCCCUGGGGUGGUUUCUAGGUCACUGGCAUUCAUCAGUUGUGACAAUAAUCGGUUCCCUAAGCUUAUUAGCCCUGGGAGCCUAGCAACGAUCCCCAAGGCUUCUCCAGAAGGCUCCGGAAUUGUGCCGGCCGAUGAUGAAGGUGCUGAAGAUGGAGUUUCUCUGGGUACCUUGAAGUUGCCUGCAAAUACGGACCUUCAGAGAUUUGAAAUUUUGUUGUUUCAGUGGGCCAAUAGUCUUUGCCAAGGAGCUAAUCUGCCACUUCCAGUGCCGCUGAAGGUGGACAAAGUAGCGGGUGGAGCUAGAUUGGGUUUUAUUACAAUCGGAGAUGGGAAGACAGAGGUCCUUGUAUACAUUGAUUGCUUGGUUUUUCCAGCAACCAAUGGUUCCGGUCCAGUCUUUCGAGCUAUCAGAAAUGGACCUUUGAAAGAUGAGUCACCUCCUGGCGAACCAAGAAUCAUGAGAAGCCUUUUACAAGCUCUUCAGAAGUCCGUUGAAAUCGCUAGAUUGUGAAAUGACCAACCAUUUUAUCAUAAUCUUAAAUGAGAUGUAAUAUUCAAAUCUAUUAUAAUAAUAAUAACAAUAAGAAAAACCUAUUUUGUUUCUUA
This is a messenger RNA of Ziziphus jujuba (common jujube), 831 nucleotides long. RefSeq lists its product as uncharacterized. Lineage: Eukaryota; Viridiplantae; Streptophyta; Magnoliopsida; Rosales; Rhamnaceae. The record is from RefSeq and is a predicted model, not a curated record. The coding region runs from base 158 to 736 and encodes 192 amino acids. The transcript is spliced from 3 exons. Gene Ontology annotation, cellular component: chloroplast stroma; chloroplast thylakoid membrane.